Paraglomus occultum is the source of this 954-nucleotide messenger RNA. The record is from the annotation of a GenBank genome assembly. NCBI's taxonomy places the organism in Eukaryota, Fungi, Glomeromycota, Glomeromycetes, Paraglomerales, Paraglomeraceae.
AUGCUUUUCAUAAAGACGGACAACAAGGGCUUAGUUUUACUAGGACUCUUAGCGUGCUGUUUAUUUGCUCUUGGACAAGCAAGUGACAACACUCCCGAUGCUAAAAAUGCUAUUCCUUUGCGAACUCACUCUCUAUACAUUCCCUAUAUUGACCAGGAACUACAAAAUCGAUGGUUUGACUUUGGAGGAGACGCUGUAAUCAACACUAAUAAGCAUGUGCGUCUAACUCACGAUCGUCAGUCUCAGUCGGGUUGGUUAUGGAGUCGUCUGCCUUUGACCGCUACCAAUUGGCAAGUUGAGUUUGAAUUCAAAAUCGAUGGAUCCAAUCCCGUACUAUUUGGGGAUGGUAUGGCUGUAUGGUUUACCAAACAACGCGCUCAGACUGGUCCUGUCUUUGGAUUUAUGGAUUAUUUUGAAGGCUUGGGCAUCUUUUUUGACACUUAUGCUAAUUCUCGACAGUCGCACUCGUUUCCAUAUGUAAUGGCUAUGAAAGGAGAUGGCAAGACUUCAUAUGACUUGGCUAGAGACGGUAAAGCCAAUGAACUUGCUGGAUGUGAGGCCGACAUUCGAGGCAGACAACUCCCGACUAAAGCUCGUAUAAGUUACUUCAAGGAUAACUAUCUCGAGCUUAAAUUGCAUUAUAAAGAUUGGGAUCAAUGGGAGCCUUGUUUUACUCUCUCAAACGUCUCACUUCCGACAGUCUACUAUCUUGGGUUUACCGCAUUGACUGGAGAGGUUUCCGAUAAUCAUGAUGUCAUAAGCGUUGCAACGAACAAUAUCGUAGCCCCUCCACAAAGAAUGAAACAUCCCGAGAACUCAAUGUACUACCAGCAUUCCUCAUCAAGCUGGUCCGGUCUUCUCUUUAUGUUAAAGCUAAUUGCUACGGUUGUUUUUAUCGGAAUACUAAUUAUGGUAUAUAGAGUGUAUAUAAAUCAAUCGAAUAAGCGAUUCUAA